Messenger RNA from Alternaria ethzedia, 699 nucleotides. RefSeq lists its product as uncharacterized. Gene Ontology annotation, molecular function: oxidoreductase activity. Gene Ontology annotation, biological process: retrograde transport, endosome to Golgi. Gene Ontology annotation, cellular component: late endosome; cytoplasm. The transcript has a single exon. Lineage: Eukaryota; Fungi; Ascomycota; Dothideomycetes; Pleosporales; Pleosporaceae. The coding region runs from base 1 to 699 and encodes 232 amino acids. The record is from RefSeq and is a predicted model, not a curated record.
AUGGCGCAGCUCGCCGAAGAAAAGGGUGUAAAAAUUGUCUAUGGCUCCGCCACGAACAUCGAGCAAGAAGCCGGCGCCGUUAAGUCUGUCUCGUACAAGAGCAAAGACUCAGGCGAAGAACAAACCCUCCCCGCCGACACCGUCAUCCUCACAGCAGGGCCCUGGACUAAAACAGUCUGGAAACCAUCACCCAUCUCCGCUCUCCGCGCUCACAGCGUCACUAUCCGCCCAUCCCGUCCGGUCUCCGCCUACGCCCUCUUCACCUCAAUAGACAUGCCCCGCGGCAACAACAAACGCGGCGAAACCGUAACCCCGGAAAUUUACGCCCGGCCCAACCAAGAAGUCUACGCAUGCGGCGAGGGCGACCACCUCGUUCCCCUACCCACAUCUACAGAUCUCGUGCAAUGCGAUGAGAGUAAGUGUCAGGAGAUAUUCGACCAGGUCUCUGCUAUCUCCGAGGAGUUGAGGGAUGGAGAGGUUACGGCGAGACAAGCGUGCUAUUUGCCUAAUGUCAGUAGGGGGAGUGGACCGCUUAUUGGGAGGACGAGUGUGAAGGGCUUGCUGAUGGGUGCGGGGCAUACUUGUUGGGGGAUUCAGAAUGGGCCUGCGACGGGGAAGCUGUUGAGUGAGUUUGUGUUUGAGGGGGAGGGAAAGAGUGCGCAGAUUGGGAGUUUGGACCCGAGGAAGUUUGGUGUUUAG